AAAAAAAAGAAAAAGAAAAUGAAAAAAAGUUGGGUUAAAGAGACAACGCAUAGAAAUGAUGAGCGCCACAAAGUAGAGAGUUAAAAUAGUGUUUUCUCCCGCGGAAAAGUUUUACUUUAUUCAAUGCUCAUAACUGGAAAGCCAAUCUCAUAACUCACUCUCAUACAUUCAUUCUUCCUUUAUAUUUAAUUAAUUAAUUAAUUAAUCUGCUCUCCUCUUAAUCUCCAAGAUCAUAAUAGUUUCUUGGAAUACAGCAGAAAUAAAUAAAUAAGAUGGUUAAAGAAACUGAAUAUUAUGAUAUUCUUGGUGUUAGUCCUUGUGCAUCCGACGACGAUAUUCGCAAAGCUUAUUAUCUUAAGGCAAGGCAAGUUCACCCUGAUAAAAAUCCAAACGACCCUCUCGCCGCUGAAAGAUUUCAGGUAUUAGGUGAAGCAUACCAAAUUCUGAGUGAUCCAGCACAAAGAGAUUCGUACGACCGUAAUGGAAAAAACUGCAUAUCCAAGGAAACAAUGCUCGAUCCUACUGCUGUUUUUGCUCUUCUUUUCGGAAGUGAACUUUUCGAAGACUACAUCGGGCAUUUAGCUGUUGCAUCAAUGGCUUCUACUGAAUUAUCGUGCGAAAGUGACAACCCCGAUAGAGUCCAUGACAGACUCAAGGGGGUCCAAAAAGAAAGGGAGGAAAAGCUUGCUAGAAAACUAAGGGAUUUUCUUCAGCAAUAUGUUCGUGGUGACAAAGACGGCUUCUUAAGACAAGCUAAAUCCGAAGCAGAGAGGCUUUCACAUUCAGAUUUUGGAGCUGAAAUUCUGCAUACAAUUGGAUAUGUAUAUACAAGACAGGCAGCACUGCAGUUAGGGAAGAAGGCUAUUUAUCUAGGGGUGCCGUUUGUGGCCGAGUGGGUUCGGAAUAAAGGGCAUUUUUGGAAGUCACAAUUUACUGCAGCGAAAGGUGCAUUUCAGUUGCUGCAACUUCAGGAAGACAUCAGACGACAAUUCAAGAUGGACGGGAGUGCCCCUGAAAACGACGUGGAAUCGCAUUUACGAUUAAAUAAAGACACACUUACGAGUUCCCUGUGGAAAUUGAAUGUGGUCGACAUCGAAAUAACUCUGCUACACGUCUGUCAAAUGGUGCUGCAAGAAAGCAACGUACGGAAAGAAGAACUGAAAACACGAGCGGUGGCUUUGAAAAUCCUGGGGAAGUUUUUUCAGAGCCCCAAGUAUAAUAAUGGUGAAGCAUCAAACAAGAAAAAUAUCGCUUCAGAGGACACCAGUUCCGAUAGCGAUAGUGAUGAAGAUGAUGACGCUACGAGAUCACUCAAUUACAGAACCCCUUUUCUUACACAGGGUAUAGGCAGACUGUUCAGGUGCCUUUGUAACCCAGCUUUCGACGUAGACGAUGAAGAAAUUGUUUACAGAGGAAGAUGAUUAUAUACUGAAUGAUUCAUUUGUUUUCGACACGUUCGAUAUGUUAUUUAAAAAGAUUACAUUAUAUUUAUCAGACCGGGUUUCGUCUGAAUUUGUUUGUACAAGAAACUAAGGAAUGUUGUUUUAAAAAAAAAAGUCUCGUGUUUGUUUUCUCUA
This is a messenger RNA of Erythranthe guttata (spotted monkey flower), 1577 nucleotides long. Its product is annotated as DNAJ heat shock N-terminal domain-containing protein. Lineage: Eukaryota; Viridiplantae; Streptophyta; Magnoliopsida; Lamiales; Phrymaceae. The record is from RefSeq and is a predicted model, not a curated record.